UGGCUCCUAAUAAGAGUAGUAAGAAAGACUUUCUCGACAUGUGUCGAAAAUAUAUGCACGGGAGCGGCUUAGGACCCACAAGUCCAAAAAUUAAGCGGUUUAUCUCCCUAUGGUUGUUGUUUCCUGUAAGCUUGCUUUUGGACGUUUUGGUGAUUUAUGAUUUUCAUUUUCUGGAUAAUGAUAUUUUCAAAACAGCAGAGUUACUUGAAUCGGUCUCCUCUUUUGGACAACUCCCAAUUCGUAAAUUCAUUCUAACUUAUCAUUCAAAAUUAAUCCAAAAUCUGCUCGAGGAUCGAAAAAAAUUUUGGUCGUACGAAAUGUUUGGUGAAACAUAUGGAAAGUUUCUUCGCCGCAAAAUGGUCCUAGCUACGAGACUAAUCCAAACGAUGAUUUUUUUUGGGGCUUCUGUUGCCACGUUAAUGUUUGUUUCGACUUUAGCCGACGACCGGAAAACAGUUCCUUUGGAAUGUUGGAUUCCUGAGUUUAAACACUCGACUCAUGUGGUACUUGUAAUGCAGUUUUGUUCCUUGUGUGAGAUUAUUUAUCUCGUUGGUGCCGUUGACUGUUUGUACGUUUUAACGUGCGUUGAUAUUAAAAUACAAUUUCUGCUUUUGCAAAAGAAACUGAAAACGAUUCAAGUUGGAGUUAAACCCAUGGAAGAGUGUUUGAACGAAUUGACCAUUUGCGUGAAACAUCACAAUUUGCUGUUGAGGAGUCACAAGAGUCUGAACCGGAUUUUUUCCGAAUACUUUUUUGUCCAGUACUUUGUGAGCGUUCUAGCUGCUUGUGUCCAACUUUACAUCCUGAUGUACAUAACUGCGAGUCUCGAGGAUAUUAUGAAGAGCAUUGUUUACUUGUCUGCUGUAGUUUUCCAAGUUGCGAUUUUUUUCAUGCCUGCGAGCGACAUCGAGGAAGAGGCUGAACAAUUUGCUGUUGAAAUUUAUAACGUCAAUUGGGAAUGUACCAGUGGAACAAAAUUCCGUAAACAACUCUUGUUUAUGUUGAUGAAGGCCCAAAAACCCUUAUACAUGCUGGGCGGCGGAAUGAUUCAUGCCAACCGGAACGAAUAUAUUGUGUUAUUCAGACUCGCUUUCUCCAUUUCUACGUUAUUGGGAGGAAUGAACGAAAAUGGAAGGACCGAUAAAUAAUGCAAGAGGCGACACUAAAUUCGACAUUCUUUUAUUACACCACACGAAAAUACAGUUUACAUAAGCUUUUUAGUUGAUAUAACAAUAUUUACAUUAGCACAGACCGGAUUUUAGGAAACUUUUCCGACAGGCAAUUUUUAAGGGCAUUUCGAAAAUUUGAAAUAAAUUUGUUUUGUUCAAAAUGGUAAUAUUUUUAUUUUUUCUAAAUUCCUAAAUUAAUUAAUUGUAUCCAAAAUAAGUUUUUAACAAUCUAUAGUUGUCUUUGACUGUCCUAAAUAAAAGAAGAUACUUUUCCCAAUUUUUUUAAUAGUACGUCGUGUAUUUAUUUUGAAAAUAAUUG
Tribolium castaneum (red flour beetle) is the source of this 1488-nucleotide messenger RNA. RefSeq names its product odorant receptor 7a. Bases 39 to 1148 code for a protein of 369 amino acids. NCBI's taxonomy places the organism in Eukaryota, Metazoa, Arthropoda, Insecta, Coleoptera, Tenebrionidae. The record is from RefSeq and is a predicted model, not a curated record. Gene Ontology annotation, molecular function: odorant binding; olfactory receptor activity. Gene Ontology annotation, cellular component: plasma membrane. The transcript has 6 exons. Gene Ontology annotation, biological process: sensory perception of smell; detection of chemical stimulus involved in sensory perception of smell.